Messenger RNA from Apis florea (little honeybee), 1130 nucleotides. Its product is annotated as protein zer-1 homolog. NCBI's taxonomy places the organism in Eukaryota, Metazoa, Arthropoda, Insecta, Hymenoptera, Apidae. The record is from RefSeq and is a predicted model, not a curated record. Gene Ontology annotation, cellular component: Cul2-RING ubiquitin ligase complex.
AUGUUGAUCACUAUUGUAUACUUUGUGAGCUACAGUCAAGUGUUCAGGAAUAGCGUCACUACGGUAGUCAAGUGAAAUGUCAAAAUUACAAGCGUGUCGACGUACAUAGUUGCGUAUCAGUUAACUGUCGAGUAAAUUUCGUUUCGUUAAACAUCCAAAGUGAACAUAUUCAUUUCAGACUCAUUUUAAGAGUGAUUCGGCAUUGUGCCGAUUAAAUAUGUAAUGGGUUAUUUUUGAUUAAAAGAAAAUAAGGAAAUAAUAAAAGAGAUUUCUUCUGCAACGAAUUUGGGCAUUGAUGCCCAGCUGAUGCAUUUUAACAUAUUUGACAGUUGAAAUUGCGUAAUUGUUGCUAGGAUUUUCUUAUGAGUCUUUUUACGCAAUUUAUCUAAAUUGCCGUAUAGAAUGGCGGAUUUGGAUGACUUAUUUCAUUUAGAUCAAUACGGAGGUCCAGAAUCUCUUGCAGAACUAUGUUUCCAAGUAAUCUGCAAAAAUUUAGAUAUUAUCUCGGUAAAGGAUAAAUGCGAAUAUCGGAAUCUUUUAAAAGGGGUAGUUUUCCCGAGUGAAAUAUGCGAUAAACUUAUUGAAUAUGUUUUACGAAAUGAUCCGAAUGAAGAUCAUGAUCGUUUCUUUACAAUUUUUAAAAAUGUAUGGAUAACCAAACUUAAACGCGUCAAAGUUGUAGGAUCUAAUAUAACUGAUGACUCAGUACAGAUCCUUGCAAAUCAUAAACUUUUGAGAUUAGAACUUACAGAUUGUCCUAAUUUAACAGAUCAGUCUAUUGAUUAUAUAAAUGCAAAUGCAGAAAAUUUGCAUACUUUAGUAUGUCGUGGUACUUCUGUAAUCAUUCCGGAAAAACUUACAGCAUAUCAAAAACAAGGAUAUGUAUUUAAAAUACCAAAUCUACGGACCUUGGCUUUAGAAUAUGUUCCAAUUUGUGCCUUGGAAUAUAACAUACUCUUGGCUGGAUUAACAAAUUUAACAAAUUUAGAUUUGUCCAAUAGUUUUGAUGUGGGCAUUUUUGAUUUUUUUCAUUUGAUUCCUAAUUUAGUAUCUUUAGUUUUAUACAAUGUUAAAAUUAUUUCUCAAGCUCAAACUUUUGUUAAUAAUAUUUGUCAUUUGAAAAAUUUAAG